Messenger RNA from Eufriesea mexicana, 3042 nucleotides. Its product is annotated as DENN domain-containing protein 1A. Gene Ontology annotation, molecular function: guanyl-nucleotide exchange factor activity; phosphatidylinositol phosphate binding. Gene Ontology annotation, biological process: endocytosis; endocytic recycling. Gene Ontology annotation, cellular component: cytosol; intracellular membrane-bounded organelle. The record is from RefSeq and is a predicted model, not a curated record. NCBI's taxonomy places the organism in Eukaryota, Metazoa, Arthropoda, Insecta, Hymenoptera, Apidae. Bases 216 to 2951 code for a protein of 911 amino acids. The transcript is spliced from 15 exons.
UGAUACGUUUGGUACAUUUAAAACACAUUGCUGGCAGUGAAUAACAAAAAAGAGAAGAAAGUAUAUUAUUGAUAAGAAUAAUACUGGGUGUGAUAAUGAGCCAUACAAUGCGAUUAAAAUUUACGUGAAUGGAAUGUAUUACUGUCAUGUAGUACGUACAAUGACGUAUAGACGUCAAGAGAAUAUAAAGUACUUAUUUUUUUUUCGCUGUUAUCAUGGGUUCCAGAUUGAGGGACAAUGUACAACAUCUUUUUGAGUGUUUUUGUGAGGUUGCUGCACCAUUGAGAGAAAAACCACCUUGGAUACUACAAAAAUACCCAACUUCUUUCUUAGAUGAGGAAAUACUUAAAUCUAUCCCUAAAUUUGCAUAUCCAUGUGAAAUUGAAAAUUUGAUGGUGCAGCAUUUUUCAUUUGUACUAACUAGUAUAGAUUCAAAAUGGACAUUUGGGUUUUGCAGACAUGAUCCUAAAACAGACACAGCCCUAGUAAUUUUAAGCGCACUACCAUGGCAUGAAAUAUUUUACAAGCUUUUAAAUAAUAUUGCAACUUUAAUGAGCAAUGGCAGUGGAGAAGAUCUUUGGAAAUUUCUUGAAACUGUAUAUAAAAGUCCAGUUCCUAUCCCUGGUAGUUCUAUCUCUAUUCCUGUACCAAAUUCUAAAGUGAAUUUCGUUUGUCAAAGUCCAAAACAAUUUCAAUUACCAAGUAUACCUGAAAAUAGAAAUUUAACAGAAUAUUAUAGUGCUGUUGAUUCCCAUAAUAUGAUGGUCAUAUUUGCUUCUAUGUUAUAUGAGCGGCGAAUUAUUUUCAUAUCAAAACGUCUUUCAAGAUUAAGUGCUUGUGUUCAAGCAUGUAAUGCUUUAAUUUAUCCCAUGAUUUGGCAACAUAUAUAUAUCCCAGUCCUACCAUUAUCUUUAAUUGAUUAUUUAUUGGCACCAAUGCCAUUUUUAAUUGGUGUACCUACUCCAACGCUUCAGAGAGUGCGCAAGAGUGAUCUUGGUCAAGUAGUUAUACUGGAUGCUGAUAUAAACAGCAUAGAGUCUCCAUUUCAGGAUUUGGAGUCUUUACCUCAAGACGUAGUGACAAACUUGAAAAAAGCAUUACGUAAUAGACCUACCUUACUUGGAGACGGUGUAUCGAGAGCAUUUUUACGAGCAUUGGUACAAUUAACAGCUGGUUAUAGAGACGCAUUAACGUUAGAACAAGGGCAGAGUAUUACCUUUAAUCAGAAUGCAUUUGUGGAGAGCAGACCAUCGUCGAUGCAACCUUUUUUACGAAAAAUGUUGGAAUUACAAAUAUUUCAACAAUUUAUAGAAGAAAGACUGAAUAUGCUUAAUUCAGGACUUGGCUUCUCUGAUGAAUUUGAAAUGGAAGCCUGUAGUUAUUCUGCUAAAUCUGGUAGCAAAUUUAUGCAGCAAUAUCGGGAAUGGACUUAUGCUAUGCGAAAAGAAAGUUCUGCAUUUUUCCGCAGCGUAAAAGACAAGGCCAAUCCAGCUGUAAAAUACGCAGUUAAAUCAGUAAAAGAUAAGGGGAAGGAUAUGAAAACGGCUUAUAAAGGUUUAAAGUGGAAAGGACGAUCAAAUAGAAACGAUACGAGUCUGAGAUUUCAUCAACCAAGAUCCGCGCCUAGCUCACCCACAUCAGAUAGAAGGCCUAUUGAUUUUACAUCCCCGCCAAAAUCGCCAAACGGUUUUACAGCUACUACUAGUUACAGAAAAGAUCUUCGAAUACGCAAUAGUAAUUUCACCGAUCCGAGUAGGAAACAAUAUUCGCCAUUAAGUCCUAGUUCUCCCGAAGAAUCCGAUUCUCCACCAGAAAGAGUGAAUAUUGAUCUGAUGCAAGAACUUCGUCACGUAAUAUUCCCGAAUACACCUCCCGUUGAUAGAACAUUGAAACCAGUGCGCAGUUUAGACAGCUUGAGACCUGCAUGGAAUGGGCAUAUACGGCACGGCCCUCCACCUAGUACAAUUGUCACAAAUUCAAAUGAUACUUCUUCCACAAAAAUUACAUCCUGUACUCCACAUUCCACCAUCUUGAUUAAUUCAGUCGAUCAGUCGAAUAUUUUGCUAAAUACCAAUGAUAUAUUAAAUUCUCAAACUACAAGUAAUAAAAUGUUUACAUUUAAUACUUUGGUUUCGGAACCAAAUAAAGCAGAAGAAGAAACUGACAAAGUAUCGCUUCUAUCCGUUUCACAAAGAUGUAUUGAUAAUACUGAAUCAAGUAACUUUUUACAUGAAGUUCAUACAUCUAAAUUUACAAAAUAUAAUACUUCAUUGCAUUCCCGAAAAGUAGAUAUAAAGCAAUAUAACAAUGAUUUCGAAAAUUCUACAAAAAACUCUACAUUUUAUAUUGACAGUAUUAUACAAAAUUAUAAUUCUGAUUUAUGUGUAAAAGAAAAUGAUCCCUUUGACACCAGUAAAGUAUUCAUUCCUUCUUACUUACAACCACCAAUUUUUCAAGCUACAAAUGCAUCGUUCUCUGUUAAUUGUUACAUACCAUCCCAUGCAUACAAUAGUACAUCUUGUUCUGCGUAUUUGAAGGAAUCUCCGGAAAUGCCAGAUUUAAUUAGAUUAGAUUCAACCGGGAGCAACAAUGAUUUUGACCCAUUGCUUUCCAAAUCAUCAGAAUUUGCAAGUUCCAAACAAAUGACUCAAUCAUUGCAUAUACCUGAGAUGGGUGAAGGCCUUAGCAACCCAUUAUACCCUUACUUUCAACCAUUGCACAAAAAUAACGAUAAGCAACAAAAAUCUUCCGACAAUGCCGGCGAUUUGGAUCUGUUGCAAGCAUACGGUUUGGAUUUUAAUAAAUUUAGUAUAAGCAACGGCGAUUCACCGUCGAAGAAUUCUACGGUAUGCAACACAUCCGAAAGCAGUAUUAAUAUUGAUAAUACGUUCAGCUUAGCUCUGAAUGCACCUGCCAUUAAGUCACAAAACAAUUGGACAAAAUUUGAAUAAGUAAUGAAUUCGAUUACUAUUCACAUAUCACCAUUGUAUAUAUAAUGUUAAUACUGUUCUUUUGUUUUGUUAUUCACAUAAACAUAUGAAU